AUGUGUCAUCGGCAGCUGAUCACAUCCUGGUUAUCCCUGGUGUUGCUGGCAUCGCCCCUCCUGGCCAUGUGGGAACUGGAAAAAGACGUGUACGUUGUAGAGCUGGAUUGGCAUGCUGAUGCUCCUGGAGAGACGGUGGUUCUUACCUGCAACACUGCUGAGGAAGACGGCAUCACAUGGACCUCAAACAAGAGCAGCCAUGUCUUGGGCUCUGGUAAAACCCUGACCAUCCAAAUCAGAGAGUUUGCAGAUGCUGGACGCUACACCUGUCACAAAGGAGGCAAGGUUCUGAACCAUUUGCUCCUGCUACUCCACAAAAAGGAGGAUGAAGUUUGGUCCACUGAUAUUUUAAAGGAACAGAAAGAGAACAAAAGCAAGACCUUUCUGAAAUGUGAAGCUAGGAGUUAUUCUGGACAUUUCACAUGCUCGUGGCUGACGGCAAUCGAUGAGGAUGUGACAUUCAAGGUCAAGGGCAGCAGAGGAUCCUCUGACCCCUCAGGAGUGACUUGUGGAGCAGCAACUCUCUCUUCAGAGAAGGUCAGAGUGGACAACAGUGAGUACACGAAGUACUCCGUGGAGUGUGAGGAGGACAGCGCCUGCCCCUCCGCAGAGGAAAGUCUGCCCAUCGAGGUGGUGAUGGAUGCUGUCCACAUGCUCAAGUAUGAAAUGUACACCAGCAGCUUCUACAUCCGAGACAUCAUUAAACCAGACCCACCAAAGAACCUGCAGCUGAAGCCACUGACGAAUUCUCAGCAGGUGGAGGUCAGCUGGGAGUAUCCUGACACUUGGAGCACUCCGCAUUCCUACUUCUCCCUGACGUUCUCAGUGCAAGUCCAGGUCAAAAACAAACGGGAAAAGAAAGAUAGCCUCUUAACCAACGAGACCUCAGCUACAGUUUCAUGCCCCAAGAACGCGAAGGUGCUCGUGCAAGCCCAGGACCGCUACUACAACUCAUCGUGGAGUGAAGUGGCCUCUGUGCCCUGCAGUCAGUAUUUCCAAAGUCAGAAUCUCACUGAGCUCACAGAAUGUGCCCGCAGGUGA
This is a messenger RNA of Octodon degus (degu), 1041 nucleotides long. It is a transcript of the gene Il12b, whose product is annotated as interleukin 12B. Gene Ontology annotation, molecular function: protein binding; cytokine receptor activity. Gene Ontology annotation, biological process: cytokine-mediated signaling pathway; immunoglobulin mediated immune response. Gene Ontology annotation, cellular component: external side of plasma membrane; membrane. The coding region runs from base 1 to 1041 and encodes 346 amino acids. The record is from RefSeq and is a predicted model, not a curated record. NCBI's taxonomy places the organism in Eukaryota, Metazoa, Chordata, Mammalia, Rodentia, Octodontidae. The transcript is spliced from 7 exons.